Molecule: messenger RNA, 1019 nt
Organism: Pezoporus occidentalis (night parrot)
Lineage: Eukaryota; Metazoa; Chordata; Aves; Psittaciformes; Psittacidae
Gene: CCDC152
Product: coiled-coil domain containing 152
Exons: 8
Coding region: 17-781 (254 amino acids)
Source: RefSeq, a predicted model, not a curated record
CUGGUCGAGGAGAAAAAUGAGUCACAGACCUGAAGAACCUAUGAAGAGAACCAGUGUGGUCAACCUUGAUAAACUUUUAGAUAACAUCUCAGAGAUAGAAAAGAAAAUAACAGAAGUUAAUGAUGUAAAUAAUGUACUGGUUUUUAAGCUGGAAAAAUGUAACAGAUUGUUAACAUUAAGCCAGUCAAAGGAAGAAUCAGUAAGAGAAGAAUGUGCCACUCUACAGAAUGUGAUGAAGGGUUUAGCACAAACCAUUGAAAAACAGUGUAAUGUGAAAGAUGAGAAUGAUAGACUAAAGGGUACCAUUCACAUCUUGGAAGAAAAAUUAAAGACUUGUGAACAGGAAUAUAAAGAUCAGAUUGAGAAACUUAUGAAGGAAAUUAAAACCAAAGAGGAAGACCAUAAAUCAGAAAUAAUGAAGCUGAAUUGCGAUAUGAUGAAAAAAAUUGAAGCAAAAGAAAAGGAGUAUAAAGAAGAAAGAGAGAGAAAAGACCUGGAAACACAAGAGAUAACUAGACAGCUGAGAAUUCAAAACGAAGAGAAGCAGAAAGAAAUCAUUAAACUGCAGAUAGAGUUCAAUGCUAAACUGGCAACAGUUCAGGGUAGAAAAAGAUCAUUUUGGGAAUCUUCUGCGUUUCCACAAAGUAUCUAUAGAAGAAAGCUGCAAAAUUUCCAGGAGGAGAAAAACCAAGAACUUGAACGUCUGAGAAACACCAUAAAAGAAUUAGAGAAACGUCUUCUUCAAGAGCAAGAGCAGCACUUCAAACAGAGGCAAUUCUGAGUAAAUGACAUGAUGUACUUCAUUACUACAUAUAAUGAGAAGUAAGCUCAGUGUAUUUCAAAAUGUUUACAUAAAAAUAAAAACAAGAUAUGAAGAAAUGCUGAGUAUUUAUUAGAAAGACUCUUGUCAAAUACUCCAAAGCCAUGCAUUCUGUGUACAUUCAGGGCUACUUUCUUGCUCAUCAGCAUUCACAAUAAGAAGAUUCAGGUUUCAAAGGAGUAAUAAUUUUCCUAUUAAA